UUUCACUCCCUUUCAUGGAUUCUCUCUUCCAAUCAGACCUUCAAAAACCACAUUAGAAAAUCUUUAUUUCUCUCCAGAAACUAUAAUCUGUUUGUCUCGCGGCUGCCACCAUUGUUGGAUUCUUUUCCUUUUCUUUCUAAAUGUAACGCUAGUAAAAACAAUAUUGGUUUCGUCUGGGUUUGAUCUAUGAGCAGAUCCGAUAUGGAGUGCUUUCUUUUUCUUUUCCGAUUGGUCUGAUUUUUAGGUACUUUUUUUGUGGACACAAUGCAAUUCCUUGUUAUUCAUUGGACGGUGCGAAUGACUGUUACCAGAUCUGACGUGCUCGAACCAAAUCUUGUAUGCCCAAUUGCUGCAAGAUAUUUCAGCGGCUGUUGAGUGAUAAUGCAAUUAGGAAGUUGGAGAUGAAAAAGCAAGAUAUGUCAACCAUCAAUCAGCAAUGUGCACAUACAGACAUGUACACUCCUAAGAACAUUCUUAUAACAGGGGCUGCAGGUUUUAUUGCAUCUCAUGUUUGCAACCGACUCAUCAGGAACUACCCUCAGUAUAAAAUUGUGGUCCUUGAUAAACUUGAUUACUGUUCCAACCUCAAGAAUCUCAACCCAUCAAGAUCCUCUCCCAACUUCAAGUUUGUUAAAGGAGACAUUGGUAGUGCUGAUCUUGUAAACUUCCUUCUGAUCACUGAGGGAAUUGACACCAUAAUGCACUUUGCUGCACAAACCCAUGUUGAUAAUUCAUUUGGUAAUAGCUUUGAGUUCACGAAAAACAAUAUAUAUGGAACUCAUGUCCUUUUAGAAGCUUGUAAAGUGACUGGCCAAAUAAGGAGGUUCAUCCACGUUAGCACUGAUGAAGUUUAUGGUGAAACUGAUGAAGAUGCUGUUGUUGGAAACCAUGAGGCUUCUCAGCUUCUUCCAACAAAUCCUUAUUCUGCAACUAAGGCAGGGGCUGAAAUGCUUGUCAUGGCAUAUGGUAGAUCUUAUGGUCUGCCUGUUAUAACCACAAGGGGAAAUAAUGUUUAUGGUCCUAAUCAAUUUCCAGAAAAGCUUAUUCCAAAGUUCAUUCUUUUGGCAAUGGCAAAGAAAAUUCUUCCUAUUCAUGGUGAUGGCUCAAACGUCCGAAGUUACCUUUAUUGUGAGGAUGUAGCAGAAGCUUUUGAAGUGAUUCUCCAUAGAGGGGAAGUUGGCCAUGUGUACAACAUUGGAACAAAGAAAGAAAGGAGAGUACUUGAUGUUGCAAAUGAUAUCUGCAGGCUUUUCUCGUUGGACCAAGAUAAAGCUAUUCGUUUUGUGGAGAACAGACCGUUUAAUGAUCAGAGGUACUUUCUGGAUGAUCAAAAAUUAAAAAACUUGGGUUGGUCAGAACGAACCUCAUGGGAAGAGGGGUUGAGGAAGACAAUUGAGUGGUAUACUAGCCACCCGGAUUGGUGGGGUGAUGUAUCAGGUGCAUUGGUUCCUCACCCACGAAUGCUGAUGAUGCCAGGAACUGAUAGACAAUAUGACAGGCCUGAAGAUUACACUGCUAGGGGCUCUCAUGUUUCAAAUAGUUCUGUCCACAACAGUAGGCGCAUUCCUCUUUUAAAUAAUGGCAGUGUACCUCAGAAAGUGCCGUUAAAGUUCUUGAUCUACGGCCGCACAGGUUGGAUAGGAGGGCUCCUUGGCAAAAUAUGUGAGAAACAGGGAAUACCAUUUGAAUAUGGGAGCGGAAGAUUGGAGAACAGAUCACAACUCAUGGCAGAUAUUGUCAGAGUGAAACCAACCCAUGUUUUUAAUGCAGCUGGAGUUACAGGUAGGCCAAAUGUUGACUGGUGUGAAACACACAAGACAGAGACCAUCCGCACCAAUGUUGUAGGAACUCUUACCUUGGCAGACGUGUGCAAAGAGCAUGGGCUACUGAUGAUGAAUUUUGCUACUGGAUGCAUAUUUGAGUAUGAUGCUGAACACCCAGAACGAUCAGGCAUUGGAUUCAGGGAAGAUGACAAGCCAAAUUUCACUGGAUCUUUCUAUUCAAAAACCAAAGCAAUGGUGGAAGAGCUUUUGAGUGAAUAUGAGAAUGUCUGUACCCUCAGAGUCCGAAUGCCAAUAUCAUCUGAUCUUAGCAACCCUCGUAACUUCAUUACUAAAAUCACCCGUUACAACAAAGUGGUUAACAUACCUAACAGCAUGACAAUCUUGGAUGAACUUCUGCCUAUAUCAAUCGAGAUGGCAAAAAGAAAUCUGAGAGGCAUAUGGAACUUCACAAAUCCAGGGGUGGUGAGCCAUAAUGAAAUCCUGGAAAUGUACAAGCAGCAUAUUGAUCCGGCCUUCAAAUGGGCAAACUUCACCCUUGAAGAACAAGCCAAGGUCAUAGUUGCACCACGAAGCAACAAUGAGCUGGAUGCUACCAAGUUGAGGAAGGAAUUUCCAGAGAUCCUCCCAAUCAAGGACUCACUGCUCAAAUAUGUAUUUGAACCAAACACGAAGAUUGAUAAUGGUGUUUAGCAAUUUAUGAGACUUAUAAUUAGACUAACUAAUGUUUAUAGGCACAGGAGCUAUUAGGGUCUGCAUUGGAACCCAGUCGGCCUUGAUACCCUUAUUAUUUUUUAUUACUGCAUAUUGUCCUAUUAAAAAAUAAAUUGAAUUUAGCCACUAGGUUUACCUAUUUCGUUAUUUUGAUUCGGUACUGUCUACUUGUUUAGUGUACCACUGAGGGGCAUAUCUCUUCCUCUCUCUGGUAUAGGAUCUGAUUUCUUGUUUCAUAAGGUGUUACUUUCUGUCCAGAUCAUUCUGUUGAUUCAUUGUUGUACUCAGAGAGUUACUACUGUUGAAAUUGCAUUUGAUGUCUUCCACUCCACAA
Nymphaea colorata (pocket water lily) is the source of this 2829-nucleotide messenger RNA. Its product is annotated as trifunctional UDP-glucose 4,6-dehydratase/UDP-4-keto-6-deoxy-D-glucose 3,5-epimerase/UDP-4-keto-L-rhamnose-reductase RHM1-like. NCBI's taxonomy places the organism in Eukaryota, Viridiplantae, Streptophyta, Magnoliopsida, Nymphaeales, Nymphaeaceae. The transcript has 3 exons. Gene Ontology annotation, biological process: nucleotide-sugar metabolic process. The coding region runs from base 339 to 2474 and encodes 711 amino acids. The record is from RefSeq and is a predicted model, not a curated record. Gene Ontology annotation, molecular function: dTDP-glucose 4,6-dehydratase activity.